GGGCGGCCGUGGGGCUGCGCGAACCGCGCCCCGCAGGCCCGUGCUGCACCCCUGCGCUGUGAGAGGCGCGGGGCCCCGGGACCCGGGUGCGCGGGGUCGGGGUCUCGGUUCCGGCGCUCUGGAGCAGUUGACACCCCGCCGCUGUCCCUGACCUGAGGCGUUCCCGCCUGCCCGGUGCGGUACAUAAACCUCGGCCCCGCUCCGCUGCCCUGCGGCCAUGGCCGGCGCGGGGGGCCGAGCCCCGCUGGGUCUGCGGCGCUGCCUGUCCUCGCUUGCACCGGCGCCUCGGGUCUGCGUGGUGGGCAGCGGCCCCGCCGGCUUCUACACGGCUCAGCACAUCCUCAAGCACCAUGGUGGGGCCCUGGUGGACAUCUAUGAGAAGCUGCCCGUUCCCUUCGGGCUCGUCCGUUUUGGAGUGGCCCCAGACCACCCUGAGGUGAAGAACGUGAUCAACACCUUCACCCAGACAGCCCAGUCAGAGCGCUGCGCCUACUACGGGAAUGUCACCGUGGGAAGGGAUGUGACAGUGCCAGAGCUGCAGCGGGCGUACCACGCCGUGGUGCUGAGUUAUGGUGCUGAAGACAACCGGGUCCUGGGGAUCCCAGGGGAGAACCUCACUGGUGUUUACUCGGCCCGAGCCUUUGUGGGCUGGUACAACGGGCUGCCCGAGAACCAGGGUCUAAAGCCUGACCUGAGCUGUGAGACAGCACUGAUUCUGGGCCAUGGCAACGUGGCACUGGACAUUGCCCGGAUCCUGCUGUCCCCACUGCAGCUCCUCAGGAAGACAGACAUCACUGACAGUUCCCUGGCAGCUCUUGCUUGCAGCAAGGUGAAGCGUGUCUGGCUGGUUGGGAGGAGGGGACCUCUCCAAGUUGCUUUCACCAUCAAGGAGCUGCGGGAGAUGAUAAACCUGCCUGGUGCCAGAGCUGUCCUGGACCCUGCUGACUUCACAGGGCUCGAAAGUGCUGUCAAAGAUGCUCCCAGGUCCAGGAAGCGACUGACUGAGCUGAUGAUGAAAACAGCCCUGGAGAAGCCAGUGGAGGUGCCAGCGGGGGCAGCAGCCCCCCGGGAGUGGGGGCUGAAGUUCCAGCGCAGCCCCCAGGCAGUGCUGCCCAGUGCUGAUGGGAGGAAGGCGAGGGGCGUCCGCAUGGCCCUGACCCGCCUGGAGGGCUCAGGUGACUCUGCCAAAGCCGUUCCCACUGGAGAUGUGGAGGAGCUGGAGUGUGGGCUGGUGCUCAGCAGCAUUGGCUACCGGAGCCCCCUGCCGCUGGACCCGGCUGUGCCCUUCGACAGCCGGCGCGGGGUCAUCCCCAACAGCUCGGGCAGAGUGGAGGGUGUGCCAGGUCUGUACUGCAGCGGGUGGGUGAAGAGAGGACCCACAGGCGUGAUCAUCACCACCAUGAACGACAGCUUUGACACUGCCCAGUCUGUGCUGGAGGAUCUCCGGGGGGGUGUGCUGGAUGCAUCCCCUUCCAGAGAAGGCUUUGGGCUCGUGGAGAGCAUCCUGCGCAGCCGAGGGGUCCGUCCUGUUUCCUUCUCGGACUGGCAGAAGAUUGAUGCUGCUGAGGUGGCGAGAGGCAAAGCUGCUGGCAAACCCCGGGAGAAGAUCGUGGAUCCUGCGGAGAUGCUGCAGAUCAUCGGUCACUGAGGCAGCAGUGGUGGGAAAGUGGCACUGCUCCAUCCUGGGGCAACACCAGUGGAUCAUGAGCGGAGCCUGGGAGCGCAGGGCUUGUGUCUGGGACUGGUGGUGGCUCUGGAGGGGUGUGUGACACUGGGGCCUCUCUGGUAACAGUGAACUCUGGGUUCCCAAAGUGUCAAGACCUGAGGCUGCUGGCUGGCCCCACAUUCCUGCAGCCAGCUGCCAUUCCUGGGGGUGAUUCUUGUCUGUCUGAAGCAUUAGUGAAUCAUGCAGUGCAGGAAAAGGGAGGGGUGUGUGCACCUGGGGGACUGCUGGCCAGCCACUUUCUCACAGCAAGUUUCAUGGAGAAGCUUCCCUGUGUCUUGCUGCCUCCCCUUUUAGCCAUAAGCCAAAUGGGUUUGUUGCCUUGUCAUUCAUGCCAGAGCAGGCAUCUUUUAAUAAUGAUUGUUUUUUUUUUUAAAUAAACCCUUCCAGGGAAGCCAAAAUGGACCUGCAGCUUGAGUCUGGCUUCUUUGCCUGCCACUGUCUUAACCUCAGAGCAGCCCCCCAAAGUGCUGCAGCUCCUGUGACAUCCAAGGCAAGGCAGCUCUGGGUGCUCUUGGGAGCUCUACACAAGCAGCAAAGGGCAUCAAUUUGCCUUCUGCUUCCCCCAGUUAAAUCCCAGCAGAGCCUGGGUUCUGUUUUACGGGGUAGAUUGGGAUAACAAGCAUGUAAUUGCCUUGUUCAGGAUGGUGAGGGAUCCUGUGUCCAUGGGCACCUGCCAGUGCUGACUGGUGCAAGCAGUGCUUGAGCUCUUUCUCUCCUUUCACUGGUGGGGUUACAUUUUUUUGCCUGUGUGUUUUGAAGCCUGUUAAAUGCUUCUCUUAGCCCAGAUUGCCUACGGUGACGGUGUCAGGUUUUAAGCCAGAUUACAAACCGUGAGCUGUAAUCUCCUCUUUAUCCGUGGUGCAGGGGCAGCAUCAGCAGGGCCCCUUCCCUGGCUGUCCCCAUCCCCCUUGCUCUUCCCUGCCAGAGCACUGCAGGAUUGCAACCCCUCCUCCUCAGCCUGUGGAAAUGGUGACAGUGGCAGUGGCUCUGUGAUGGAGGCAGAGGGGAAAUCGAGCUAGGGCAGCCUCCACCUCAGCCCAGCCCUCUCUCACAGCAGAGGACUUGCCCACAGGGCACUAUUCUCCCACCUCAUCUCUGUCUCGACUCAAGGAAGGGAGAUCUCUGACUUCUCCCUAUUUUUCCCUUUUCCUCUCCCAUCCUUUUCUAUUUAAAUCUCAUUUGAAAGCUCAUUAAGAAACUCAGGAAAUGUGAUAAUGGGAACUCGUACUCAAACGAGCAA
Messenger RNA from Ficedula albicollis (Collared flycatcher), 2966 nucleotides. RefSeq names its product ferredoxin reductase (gene FDXR). The transcript has 13 exons. NCBI's taxonomy places the organism in Eukaryota, Metazoa, Chordata, Aves, Passeriformes, Muscicapidae. The coding region runs from base 218 to 1648 and encodes 476 amino acids. The record is from RefSeq and is a predicted model, not a curated record. Gene Ontology annotation, cellular component: mitochondrion. Gene Ontology annotation, biological process: ubiquinone biosynthetic process.